AUGCGAUGUUCCGACUAUAAAAAUGAAGGGAUGACAAUUGUUAUUGUUUUCGGUUGUCUCCUGAACAUUAUUUUAUGUUCGUUUUACUCUUUAAAAAUAGCAACAACAACAUUGACAACUACGACUUCAUCAAGUUCAACAUCAACAACUAGCACUUCGACAUUAACUGAUCGUACCUCAACUUCCAGUACUAGUACUUCGACAACGAGCACUGCUAGCACUAGUACUUCGACAACAAGCACUGCUAGCACUAUACUAGUACUAGUACUUCAACAACGAGAACUGAUAGCACUAGCACUUCGACCUCAACUUCCAGUAGUAGUACUAGUACUUCGACCACAACUUUCAGUAGUAGUACUAGCACUUCGACUUCAACUUCAAGUAUCUCAACUAGCAGUACUAGUAGUAGCACAUCAACGACGAGUACAACGAGCACUAGCACAUCAAGUUCUAGUACAAGUACUUCAACUUCUACUAGUAGUACUAGUACAUCAACUAGCAGUACUACUAUUACUUCAACUACUAGCACUACUACAACUUCAACUACGAGUACUUCUACCACCUCAACGAGCAGCACUAGUACUACUUCAACUACAAGUACAUCUACAAGUAAGACUAUUUUUAUUAGCUACGACGACAACGACGACUACACGCUGCUUUGAUAAAUGUUAUCAAAUAGACUGUGAAAGAGGCUAUACAUGUGAGAUAAAUUGUCCUAAUACAACUUGUGCAACACCAACUAUAACAUCAACAAUAUCAACAACAUCUGUUAGUUUAUCGACAUCAAGCUGUCAAGAACUUGAAGCUGAAUUAACACGAGUAAAAUUAGGUUUAGGUCUUGGUUUAGGUGGUGGUAUGGCAGCAACUACUGGAUUAGCUGUUGGUACUUAUGUUUAUUUUUCAAGACAGCUGGCACAGUAUACAUUGCCAUCAUCACUAGGAGCGGAACAUUUCACUCGAUUUUAA
Molecule: messenger RNA, 966 nt
Organism: Rotaria sp. Silwood1
Lineage: Eukaryota; Metazoa; Rotifera; Eurotatoria; Philodinida; Philodinidae
Source: the annotation of a GenBank genome assembly